Molecule: messenger RNA, 769 nt
Organism: Solanum dulcamara
Lineage: Eukaryota; Viridiplantae; Streptophyta; Magnoliopsida; Solanales; Solanaceae
Exons: 2
Coding region: 13-630 (205 amino acids)
Source: RefSeq, a predicted model, not a curated record
GCAGAUACUGCCAUGGAGAUGAAGGAUAUGCCUGCUUUGAUCGAAAGAGUCUUCGAAGAAGAGAAGGCUCCAAAGAAAGAAGAGAAUGAUUCAUCUGCUGCCUAUGGAAACUCAUCAAGUACUCUUAAGGCGGAAGAAGAGAAAUUAGAUCCUGUGAUUACAGAGGAAGAAGCGGAGAUGUUUAUCUCAUGGGAAGCUGUAGUAGAAUAUACUAGGCCAUACAACGAUCCUCGCUGCGUGACUGGAUACCAUGAGAAGCGACCCUUGAAGAUCCUAAUCUCUGUAGGGGGGACUUCUCACAAUUUUAUUGAUGAAUCCUUAGCAGAUAAGCUAGGUUGUGACUCAUAUCCAAUCGAGCCUCGAACUGUUAACACCUCUUUUGGGAAAAUGGUGACUUCCAGAGCAUGCAACAACUUCAAAUUUUCAGUUCAAGACAGCGUGUUUAAUGUGAAGUUGUAUUUACUUCCAUUGUCGUCAAAUUGUGAGAUAGUAUUAGGAAACCAAUGGAUGCGGAGCCUUGAAAAUUUUAGUUUUGAAUAUAGGUGUAUGGGGUUUAACUUCCAAAUCGGAAGUGAGAAACACUUUGUGAGUUUCAACAACUCAGUUGAUGAUGAAGGCAGCAAGCGCUGAGUUUUCCAUAGAGAUCUUUUUUUAGGGUUUAUGUAUGUUUCUAUUUCUGCAAUAAUAAAGGAACUACUUGUAGUCAUCCGAUCCUUAGUUGAUUAUAAUUAUACUAGUAUUUCAAUUUAUGAAGUCUAUACAUUGAGUU